GGACAUCCAAUAGACACAGUAAAAGUAAUACAACAAGUGAAUAAUAGUACAGUAAAAACAACCGUUAGAGAUAUUUACCAUCAAGAUAAGUUGAAAGGAUAUUUUAGAGGAAUGAUGUUUCCGAUCUUAAGCGUGGGUGUUGCGAAUUCGGUAUUUUUUGGAACUUAUGGUAACGUGAUGAGGUUAAUCCAGAUACAACGCGAUGACAAUCAAACAAAUAAGAAUAUUGAUGUCAGGUUUUGCAGCGAUGCUGAAAAUUUACACAAUUAUUGGCAUAUGGAUGUAUUUUUAUCGGGUUGUAUUGCCGGCCUUCCUUAUGCGUUUAUAAACACACCAAUUGAAGUUAUCAAAACAUUGUUACAAGCAAGGAAUGUAAAAAAGCAAGACAAUAGGGAAAUUCCAAAAACAGAUGAUCCAUUAAAAACGACCAGUGCAUUUAAAUUAACUGGAGAACUUUAUAAGGUCAACGGCAUACGUUCACUGUUUCGCGGAGGAACAUUAUUGUUUAUUAGAGAUGUUCCUAGUAUGGGAAUUUAUAUGCUCUCAUAUGAACAUUUAUGUAGCGUGUUAACGAAAUUAUGGUAUUCUGAAACCAAAAACGAGUCAAUGCCAAUGCAUGUGCAAAUUGUGUCUGGAGGUGUAGCAGGCGUACUUAGUUGGAUCUUGGUGCUGCCGUUUGACGUGAUCAAAUCUAAAAUCAUCACGGACAGCCUCACGCAGCCGUUAUACAAGGGUGCGUGGGACUGUGCAAAGAAGACGUACAUUAAGGGCGGUGCGAAAAGUUUUUUACGAGGAUUUCGGUUACUUUGCAUAAGGGCUUUUCCCGUUAAUGGGAUAGCGUUUGCCACGUACGAAACGAUUAUAAGCAGCUGUAAUAAGAGAUCGGACCAACUCAACCAACUUAAGAAUACCACAGUUGAAUCUAAGUGGAUUUGA
Metopolophium dirhodum (rose-grain aphid) is the source of this 936-nucleotide messenger RNA. Its product is annotated as solute carrier family 25 member 45-like. Gene Ontology annotation, molecular function: high-affinity L-arginine transmembrane transporter activity. Gene Ontology annotation, biological process: mitochondrial L-ornithine transmembrane transport. Gene Ontology annotation, cellular component: mitochondrion. The record is from RefSeq and is a predicted model, not a curated record. Bases 112 to 936 code for a protein of 274 amino acids. The transcript has 5 exons. Lineage: Eukaryota; Metazoa; Arthropoda; Insecta; Hemiptera; Aphididae.